Ruditapes philippinarum (Manila clam) is the source of this 683-nucleotide messenger RNA. RefSeq names its product soluble scavenger receptor cysteine-rich domain-containing protein SSC5D-like. The annotation marks the transcript as partial. The transcript has 2 exons. Lineage: Eukaryota; Metazoa; Mollusca; Bivalvia; Venerida; Veneridae. The record is from RefSeq and is a predicted model, not a curated record.
AAGCAGCAAUAUCACCUGUGGAUAAAACAUAUACGGCUACUGUUGGUACUGACUUGACAAUUCCAUGGAGUUUUGAUAAUGAAGCAGACAUGAGUUCAGUUUUUUGGUCCCAUAAAACCACGGCUACACCUACAACAGUCAUGUCUAAAACUGGAACUAAUGCUGCUGUAGUUUUCAAUAACUUUAAUAUUGAACAUGUUAGUAAUGGAGAAAUCAAAUUGACAUCGGUAACAAUGGAUAAUGCAGGCAUAUAUUACUGUGAAGUGUCUUAUUCAUUACUUUCAGGACACGCAACAGUAACUGGAACAGCUACAAUCUCUAUUGAAGGUACCACACCACCACCAACUACCACACCACCACCAACUACCACACCACCACCAACUACCACACCACCACCACCAUCAGCUCCAUCUACCACUCCUCCAUCUACAACCAACAAAUCUCCAGAUAUAGUUAUAAUUAUAGUUCCAUGUGUUUUAGGAGGGGUUGCUGUUAUUGUGGUUCUAAUAAGUGUUAUAGUCUGCCUACGGAGAAAAACUAAUAGAAAGAAGAACAACAGGAAUGUCCCAGAUAUUGAUAAUACUUACAUGUCCUCAUUUUGACAAUAAAUGUAGAAACAAAACAACAAAAUAUUAUGACAAUAAUGAUGAUUUGUUUAUAUUAGAAAUGUCAAAUACAAGAUA